Chilo suppressalis (striped riceborer) is the source of this 1344-nucleotide messenger RNA. Lineage: Eukaryota; Metazoa; Arthropoda; Insecta; Lepidoptera; Crambidae. The record is from the annotation of a GenBank genome assembly.
GCUACGCGAAGAUAAAUUUUAGCGGCUUGUUAUCGGGGAGUUCCCUCGCGCUCGUUUAAAAGCUGUAGCGUAAGACGAACCAGCAUCAUUCGCUUUCCGGCGUCCCGUGUCGUGUGCAGUACAGUCCCCCUCCACACUCCGCCCUCAACAUGUGGUCUCUCGUACUGCCGCUGGCGCUACUCUGCGCAGGGGUGUACAGCCAAAACGCCGCCUCCAUGACCCUAAACUCCGACGGCUCCUCGCUCUUCGCCACCAAGCUGGGCUUGGCCCACACCGACAAUAACGCACUCAGCGCCUUGUUAUCCAAGUCCUCAACGGGAGCCAUCAGCAAAGGACUCGCUUUAGAUAAUGUGAAUGGCCACGGGCUGUCAGUGUCCCAGACAAACAUUCCUGGCUUCGGCAGCCAGCUGACCGGCGCGGGGAAGCUGAAUCUGCUCCACAACCAGAACCACAACCUCAAUGCCAACGCCUUCAUCACCAAGAACAUGCCCAACAUCCCGCAAGUGCCCAACUUUAAUACAGUUGGAGGCAACCUGGACUACAUGUUCAAGGACCGUGUGGGCGCGACCUUGGGCGCUGCCAGGACCCCAUUUCUGGACCGCACCGACUACUCGGCGAUGGGCAAGCUGAACCUGUUCCACUCCCCCUCAUCCUCCGUUGACCUCAACGCUGGGUUCUCGAAUCUUCCUCCACACUCCGCUCUCAACAUGUGGUCCCUCGUGCUGCCGCUGGCGCUGCUCUGCGCAGGGGUGUACAGCCAGAACGCCGCCUCCAUGACCCUCAACUCCGACGGCUCCUCGCUCUACGCCACCAAGCUGGGCUUGGCCCACACCGACAAUAAUGCACUCAGCGCUUUGUUAUCCAAGUCCUCAACGGGAGCCAUCAGCAAAGGACUCGCUUUAGAUAAUGUGAACGGCCACGGGCUGUCAGUGUCCCAGACGAACAUUCCCGGCUUCGGCAGCCAGCUGACCGGCGCGGGUAAGCUGAACCUGCUCCACAACCAGAACCACAAACUCGAUGCCAACGCCUUCAUCACCAAGAACAUGCCCAACAUCCCGCAAGUGCCCAACUUUAAUACAGUUGGAGGCAACCUGGACUACAUGUUCAAAGACCGUGUUGGCGCUACCUUGGGCGCUGCCAGGACUCCAUUCCUGGACCGCACCGACUACUCGGCGAUGGGCAAGCUGAACCUGUUCCAGUCCCCCGCCUCCCGUGUGGACCUCAACGCUGGGUUCUCCAAAGUUUCCUCACCUUCCUUCAAUACCAACUGGCAACCAGCAGGAGGAUUGACCUUUACUAAAUUCUGGGGAUAAACCACUGCAGUAUUCAUUGUUAUUGUAAAUA